AUGUCAAUUGAAUUCACGGAUUCCUCGAUACAGUACUGCAAUGUGUGCAUGGCCUCAACCGAUGCCAGCUAUCAGAUGUAUAAUGUGGCGGUCAGCGGCGUGGUACUGGCGAUUGUAGGUGCAAUUGGGUUGAUUGGUAACAUAUUGGUCGUAACCGUAUACACAUCACCGGAACAACGGGUACAUUCGACUAGCAUAUACUUGGCGGCGUUGGCUACUUCGGACUUUUUGAUGAUUUGUACUGCGAUGUUUUUGUUCGUACUCGAAACGUGGAGACAUCAUGGACCUCCGAGUGGGUUUUUUGUCGUUUUAGAUCAUUUUCAAAUAAAAAAAAUUUUUUUUUAAUUUUUAAAAUUCUUAAAAAUUUGAAUUUUAUAGUACUAGCCUAUCUAUACGGCUCGGGAGCACCAUAUAUAUUUCCACUUGGAGCUGUUUUUCAAACAACCUCAGUCUAUUUUUGUGUCGCAGCUGGAGUGGACUGCUUCAUAUCAGUGGUACUACCUAAACCAUUCAAGGAUAUAUGUUGUACUGCAAAGUAAGUGUAAAAUACGUUUGGUAGCUUUUAUAUAUCGUAAAGUAGAGCCUAGUGAGUUAAGGUAGAGCCUGGUAAACUAAGAUGAACUAUAAAAUCAAUACUAUGUGAACGAAAUGUAAAUCUUUUGAAAUAAGGAAGUUAUUGGUAAGGAACGGUAAAGUAGGGCAAUGUAAAGUAAGAUAGUGCAUGGCAGAGUAUAAUAGACUAAGGUAGACAAGGCCAGACACAAAACAGUACCAUCUUCUAACCAAACCCUUCAGAAAAGCCAAAGUGGUAGUGAUGGUAAUGUCAGUACUGUGCGUUCUAUACAACAUACCACACUGUUUCGAGCUGCAAGCUAUUCAAUGUAUCGAGCCAAAGCAUGGUGGUAUCAUGUCACUUCAAAUCUGCCCAACUCCAUUCCGAAUGGAUCCGGUUUACUACACCAUUUACUAUACCUACAUGUAUACAACGUUCAUGGCCGUAGGGCCGUUAUUAAUGCUGAUUGUCCUCAACAUAUGUGUCGUAUUUACUGUGGUUACUAAAGGAGCUUCAGGUAGGUUGAAUUUUGUCGUUUUUGGGGCAAAAGUUUAUAUAGGGACAUUUUAUACGCUGAAAAGUGUAUGGCAUAUGACUAGGAAAGUAUCCAACCUGCCCUGAUUGACGUUAACCUUUUUACAUAGAAAGAUCAUGUAAAUAUAAGAUCUACAGCAAAGUUCUACAUCGCGCUUUCCAGGAAAUCGCGAAAAAAUCGAGAUCAAAACAUUACGUUUUGAAGUUCCCGCCAAAUUGGCAUUGUGUUUUAAGCUUGUAACUUUACCAAUUUUUACUUUUAAGAACUUUUCUUUGAUAAAAUACAUUUAAAUAAACCUACAUUUUUAAAUUUGUAAGUGUAGCUUGGCUGAAAGUCGAAAAAAGUGCUUGAAACACAAUGCCAAAUUAACCAAAUUGGCGGGAAACCAAAAUAAUUCAAAUUUAAAACUCAAAAGCGCGAGUUAAAAUUUUUUAUAGGUACUACUAGUAGUACAAAGAAUCCAUAUAAAAAUUUUGAGCUGAUUCUGAGCGGGGCAGGUUGAGUACUCUUGCCUUACCUGUCAGUUAGGUAGGGCAAGAAUAGAGCAACUACUUUCACUGUAAGAUGUCUUUAUGAUUUGGUUAUUUUUUAAUUUAAACAUUAUUUAGCACGUUGCAUCAUGAUUCGUAUUUUAUAUUUUUUUUAAAUUUCAGAAGACUCAGAUACGAUAAGUUUGAUUCUGGUGGUAUGCUUCUUCAUCGUAUGUAACUUCACUGCAUUACUGGUCAAUUUUCUGGAACUAACGUUGUAUGAUCAAGUAAGUCACAUAUUAUUUACCCCAAAAGUCCUAUACAAACAUUAUACUAGAUGCUGACAUAAAGAACCCGCCAUUUUUUACUGGAAGUUCAGGACAAGUAUGGCGGGUUCUUUAUGUCGGAUCUAAUACCUUGUCAUAAAAAUGUCAUAAUAUUGUCAUAACGACCCGAAAAUGUCAUAAACCAAACCCAUUUCAGCUAAGCCAUGUUAUCGUAUACCUCGUGGACCUCUCCAACUUACUAGUGGUCGUGAACUGUACCGCCAACUUCUUUUUGUACCUAAUUUUUGGCAACUCGUUCAGACAAAGCCUGUACAAGAUAUUGGCUGGCCGUCCGCCGCUAAAACAAGCCAACUUACUGUGGCCAGAAGACGACAGUAACUAUGUGACACGACGACUGUCUGCGGCUUCUAAUGAAGAAGCUUACCUACAAACCAACACGGAUGAGGUUUAA
Bursaphelenchus okinawaensis is the source of this 2296-nucleotide messenger RNA. Lineage: Eukaryota; Metazoa; Nematoda; Chromadorea; Rhabditida; Aphelenchoididae. The record is from the annotation of a GenBank genome assembly.